Messenger RNA from Felis catus (domestic cat), 1943 nucleotides. It is a transcript of the gene TTC24, whose product is annotated as tetratricopeptide repeat domain 24. Gene Ontology annotation, molecular function: protein binding. The transcript is spliced from 7 exons. The coding region runs from base 618 to 1943 and encodes 441 amino acids. NCBI's taxonomy places the organism in Eukaryota, Metazoa, Chordata, Mammalia, Carnivora, Felidae. The record is from RefSeq and is a predicted model, not a curated record.
CCGCCCGGCCACCGCCCUCACCGACGCCGCGGCCGGAGCGCACUUCCGGCCAGGCCGCGGGGGGCGCUGGGAUUUGUAGUUCCAGGCCGCGCGCGCGCAGGCGCAGGAGAGCCGCCAGGUGCGGAGGCGGAGGCCGCCGCGGGUGGGGGAAGGGCGGGGGGAGCCGCCCUCCCUUUUCCGCCCUGCGGUGGGCGCUUUGUUCCUCUAGGGCUCCUCCGCUGCUAAGGUAGCCUCUGCCCUUGCCGCCGUCAUUUCUCUCCGGUGUCCCCACGGACCCCGCUCCGCUUCCUGUAGCUUUCUUGGUUCCCGCCAACUUGCGGGCCAGCUUGUACUGAACUAGAUGGUGCGGAUGCAGAGGUAAAUCAACAUGAUUAGUGCCUUAAAAGCCGCUGUUCUGGAAUCGGUGACAGACCUAAAGUCAAAUAAAUUAGAGGUCAGUGAUACUCAGAGGGACGAGGUCACUGCUGCCGCGAAGCUAAGGGCAGGGAAGGUCAGGAAGACUUCCUAGUGGAGGCGGCAGCUGAUCUGGGUUGGAAAGGGAACAAGAAUUCAUCAGACUGAAAGAGGAAUUUCAGUCCGUGGAAACAGCAUGUGCAAGAGCCCGGAGUGUCAGCACGAUGUCUUCCUCCAGCCCUGAGGAUACCCCCCGAGAGCCUGAGUCUGAGCCUGAACCCUCAACCUCCAAGCAGAAACAGAGGGGAAAGCGGCCACAGCAAGAGGCCAGCGUCCACGCCCUCACCAGGGCUGGCCACGGGGCGCUCCUGGCUGGCCGGAACCACGAAGCCCUGAGCAGCUUCCAGAGGGCCUUCGUCCUGGCCUCGGAGGCCCCGCAAACUCGCGACACCCCUGUGCUCCGGGCCUGUGCCUUCAACCUGGGGGCUGCCUACGUGGAGACUGGGGACCCAGCCCGGGGCCUCGAGCUGCUCCUGAGAGCCCGACCUGAGGAGAAGGCGCAGGGCAGGCGUCACGGCGACCAGUGUUUCAACGUGGCUUUGGCCUACCACGCCCUGGGCGACCUGCCUCAAGCUUUGGCCUGGUACCACAGGGCCCUGGGUCACUACCAGCCACUAGGCGACCAUGGGCAAGUCCAGGCCAAAAUGGGAGCCUGCUACCAGGCUCUGGGACAGCCUGAGCUGGCAGCCCACUGUCUGCAGGAGGCAAGCCGGGCCUACGCCCAAGCAGGGCAGCCCCAGGCUGCGGCCUUGGCCUUGGGGGCUGCGGCGGGGUGUAUGCUGAAGAGCGGGCGACAUGGGGUGGGCGCGGUGACGCGGGUGCUGGAGGAGAGCCGGAGGCUCGCUGAGAGGAGCCCUGAGCACAGACUGCUGGGGCAUCUCUAUAACGACCUAGGCCUGAGCUACUGCCAGCUCCAGCUGUUCCCGCUUGCAGCGGAGGCCUUCCUGCGGGCCCUGCCCCUGUGUCGCGGGCCGGGAGAGGAGGCCACAGUGCUGAGAAACCUCGGGACGGCCCACAGUGCCCUCGGCAACUACCGGCAAGCCCGGGAGUGUCACCAGAAGGCUGCUGACCUGCACGGCUCCGGGGGGCAGCGGCGGGAGCAGGGCCGGAGCUUUGGCAGCCUGGCGUUUGUACUGAGCCAGCUGGGGGACCACAGGGCAGCCAGAGACAACUACCUACACGCCCUGCAGGCGGCCCGGGACACUGGGGACACGAAGGGCCAAUGGCAGGCCUGCGAGGGGCUGGGGGCUGCCGCAGCCAGACUGGGGCAGCACGACCAGGCCUUGACGUACUAUAAGGAGGCGCUGGCUCGGAGUCAGAAGGAGCCAGACUCUGUGCGGGACCGGCUGGUGGCCAAGCUGGAGGACGCCAUGAGGACCCACCUGGCCCGGGCCGGGCUCGUCCCCACACAUGCCCUGACUUUGGCUCCAGGGAGGCCCCAGGCUCCAGGAGGGCCGGGAAGGGGCAGAGUGGAAGUGAGGCACAGGUGA